CGUUUUUACUUUGUUUGCGACGCGUAUCUCCUGCCGUCGUGAUGUAAACAAGGUGCACAUUCGUCCGAUUCCCCGGAUUCUCAGUGUGCACUGCCAUGGGAAAAGGGAUGGUGGAUUCACCGAGGUGCAUAAGAGUGGACCCAGAAGUUCCGUAAUGACUGCUGGGUCCGGUUUGCACGGGGGUCGAGCUUUCCCUGUGUGCGCACUCGCACUAACUUCGUUCGUCGUACCCACUUUGAUCCUGCUACUGUCAAUCGCUGGGAGGGUUUCUUUUGACUCCUUCGAAGCUUGGGCAUGGCUAGGACAGCUGCGGCCGCUCGAUGUUUGCGCGCCUCACAGUCAUCUCGACGAAGUUCUGUCGCUGGCUGGGCUGCGCUCUGCCCUUGCGUACGACGCGUCGAACGUCACCAUAAUCUGUAGUUUCCGUCCUAUUGAUCUUGGGAGCCUUACCAAAGAUUUCAGCGAAGGAAUUUUCGACCGAGACAGUAACCUGCGGUGCCUGCAGUCUUGGGACAAGCCUUACCACAAGGAGAAAAGCUUUCCCCUGUACCUGUUCGGUGCAUUCCUGCCACCUCCUGGCCAUGCGGCUGGAAAGCCGUGGUGGCUGAUUGAAUCCUCCGGUUUCGAGCACGACGGAAGAAUUGAAAGUGCACUGUACAGAUCCCGACCUGGACGCUCGUCCGCCGAAGUAUUGUUCCACGGCCUGUUUGGCAUGUUCCACCCAAACACGUUUCUUUACACAAGAGCGUCGCCCGUGGGAACGGCUGCUGUGGUUGCUCGUAGGGGAAAUGGAACUCUCGAUGUUUUGUUCAGAUCCCACGUGGAGUUUCAGCUGAACGAGCCGCCCAGACGGCCCUUUUGGUUUUCACCCAGUCAGUUCAGCGGAAGAAUCGUGCUGAGCGAGGACGGCUCGGCGGUGCACCACUUCAACGUGCACGUCCCUGCCGAACGGCGCCUCAACGUCGAUUUGGAGUGGCUAACUGGCUCGCAACACGACGGAGACGAGGAAUCUAUGGAGGUAGACAUCGGUCACAUUCCCGAGAUGGCACUGCACUUUGUCGGGGGCGAGACACCUUCCAACGUCACGUGGAGCUAUGAGAUGUCAACGAAGGAGGCCCGACAAGCGCUCGAUCGAAUGUUCUUCCCAUUCCUUAAUGUGCCUUACCACAACCUGACCACAGCAGCUGCACUAGCACGGCAGGAGAGGAAGAUGGUCCACUCGGUCGUGCUGUGGGGCAACUUGGAUGACCAGUCAUGCUGAGGCAGUGGGAGGACCCUGCGCAGGGGUCCUUUGGGCUCACCAAAGGUGCAGGAGCUGCUGCUGAAGCACUUCAUCAGCAUGUGGAGCAUCACGGCACAAUUGAAGGCAAGAAGGCGCCGUCAUCAGUGUAGUCCCCAAACGCCAGCCUAGGGAAAUCAAUGCUUUGGACGUUGAAGACACUGUAAAGAAGAUGGCUACAGCCUGCCUUGGACAAUACCGCUUUCCGGUCCAGAUCGUCUGCCUUCUUCCUGACGCCACCAUUGUAAACGGCAUAAACGCAAAUGACAUCCUUGAUAUCGACACCGUGGACGAGGAUGAAUUUGUUGGGUUUAGUGACCCACUCGACAUGAGGUACCACCAGUUUCUGGUUUCCUGCAUCGAAAUGGCAGACAAGGUUCACAACUUCAACAAGCCGCCGGUGCCUAGGAGUGAGCUGUAGGACAUUUUUGUUUGGGCCCAAACCCAAACUCGCUCUCCAACUGGAGAGUGAGUUGAAGCUACAAGGGCUCCAUUUUUCCUGUACUGGCGGGGCGUGCUAUAGAGUCCCCCUGGCAGUUUCAAACCGGUCUCGCAAAGAUGAGAUGGAGACCAGCAACCUAAACCCUUUUUCCUAUACUAUCUCCAUAUCAUUCUGCCGGCUUGCAAAGCCUUUCUUCAGCAGACGGCACAUGGCUGCCUGCUGAAGAAUGAAUCGCCAAUUGAAAGGUCACCAUUUGAAAAAUGUUUAAGCGACUUCCUGCAAUCCUCUUAAUUACUCUCACAGCCUUAUAAACAGCGCAGUAGGUGGCACUGGUGUCUUGUCCGACGGUCAUCUUGUGUACAAGAUGAAGUCGAUCAAAUGGGCAAGGCUUGAAACUUGUCACAGUAAUCGCGAGGGCUGGUGGCGCGGGAUAAGGUUAUUGCCCAAAGUCACUGGAAAUGAAAACAAUUUGAAGAAGAUGCAGCUCCACUCGGAGUAAAGCGUCCAAGAAUGUAAAUAGGUUAUAUUGAAGUGGUUGUUUGAAAUGAAUGGAUGUCAUGGUUCGUUAACCCUAUGAGCGCCAAGAUUUCUUUUUUCCUGCACGUCGAACACAAAUUUUUGGUCCCAUGCAGAAAAACUUUAGCAGGUCUUAUGAAGUAUAUAUAUUUAUCAAAGACACACUGAUCUAUGGGCUUGAAAGUUAAUUGAUGUCUGCAUGCCUCCGACCUAAAAUAUUUUUCUCAAAUUAUACUGUUUUGAGACGGUAAUAUGAAAAGUGGCACCCCGACUUUGCACCCUGGGGUCACUUUAUUUAAGUGGCCUUAAACAACAUUUUUUUUUAUAUAUACAGAAGUAAGAUUUUCUUAUUUAUUUUAUUUACUUAUUUCUAGAUUUCUGUGGUCACCAUAAAGCUCGAGGUUGGGCGGCAUAGUAUUGGCCUUCUGGAACAACGAAGGAACAAACCUAGGCAGAAGUCUCCUAAACAAGACUUUCUGCAUGCCAUCAACGGGCAUUAGUACAUGACAACUAUCCUCUACGCGUAGAAAUAAAAUCGAUAGCCCAGUUGGGAGAGGUAGGUAGCAAAUCGAAACAAAACCCUGCAUGGCAGUGUGCCGGUACUCAAAGUGUUAAUGGUAAAUGUGAAGGUGCUCUCGUCUCUAAAUCCUUUUAUUCGAGAAUAUAUCAUCCUGCCCCCGAGUCUCUCAACCAUAUUUAAAUAUUUCAUGCCACUUCUGAAGCGGACAAUCGGUGAUGCAACUUGUUUGCCCCAUAACGAACAGCCAUAUGAACACAAUCAAUCAAAAGGGUUUGGCGUGAAGUCUAGUAAAACCUCCAAAUCAUUCUUGCAGCUUCACUCCCGCCGUAUGGCGGCUUGCUGCACGCCGAACAAGCAAUCAAAGUUUUUUACAAUUUACAAAGCAGUUUUAUUGCCUUUGAUAGAAAUGCGGAAUUUAUAGCAAAGCCGAGUUCAUGAGGCCUUUUUUGGAGGAAGGGGGGGGAGUCCCUUUUUAGGUCUCUCUUAGGACUGCCGAUUUUGGUGUCUUUUUUUUUUGUCUGGAUUACUCUUGAGCUAAUCAAGUACAGAGACAAAACAGUCUGUGCGGCGCGAGCAUUUAGCAGCCUCUGGUGCCUUCCUGUAGCCGUCUUAGAAAUAAAUUUGCUAUAUUUCUUUGCAGUAAUGCAUUGAAAAUGAAAGCUUACUCAAACUAUAUGGUGAUAUUUUGUGUGUCUGGAGAAAAAUUGUAAUUCUGGGCAAUUGUAGGUAGGUUAUGGUACAACCAGAAGUGUUAGAAAUUUAUUCUCGGAUCUGUUUCCUCUCAAUCGAACACUGUUACGGGAACCCUUGCUGUACUUCUAUCAGAGCUGAAAGAAACGUGCAACUACCGCAGCUAGUGAGCAGAAAAUCUAAAGUGCCUUUUGCACGUCUACAUGGAUAGCACCUUCCAAAGUGUGUUGUGUUUAGUUGUUUGGCAGGUGUGGAAGGCAUCCAACUGAUGUAGUAAAGUGACGACGUAACCUUAUGCACCACUCAAAGGUAAGAGUGAAAGAGCCCUAUCUGAUAAGGCUAGAUUUUAUGCUCUGUAUGCUUUGAAACCCGGUGUGAACACCAAAUGGUGAUUACUUUCAUUGGUGGAUUUUUCUCGAUGUGUGCCAACCUUUUAGUAAAACUAGAGGUUUAAUGACUCUGUGCCAGAUCUGUUGCAUCAUUGCUGUGCGAAGUAUUCUGCUCCUCACGAUCGAAAGCAUCGAAAGCGUAUGAAUUUUCGUUUUAUGAAGCCGCUUUUUAAAACUAUUUACCAUAGAAGGAAGUGGUGGAUGCGCGGAAAUUUUAAGUUGCUUUCGUGCAUAUUUUUAUAAUAAAAGUUUAUACAAUGUCA
This is a messenger RNA of Ixodes scapularis (black-legged tick), 4099 nucleotides long. Its product is annotated as selenoprotein N-like. The record is from RefSeq and is a predicted model, not a curated record. Gene Ontology annotation, biological process: skeletal muscle fiber development; calcium ion homeostasis. NCBI's taxonomy places the organism in Eukaryota, Metazoa, Arthropoda, Arachnida, Ixodida, Ixodidae. The transcript is spliced from 7 exons. Gene Ontology annotation, cellular component: endoplasmic reticulum membrane. The coding region runs from base 155 to 1261 and encodes 368 amino acids.